Messenger RNA from Glarea lozoyensis ATCC 20868, 1845 nucleotides. RefSeq lists its product as uncharacterized. Lineage: Eukaryota; Fungi; Ascomycota; Leotiomycetes; Helotiales; Helotiaceae. The record is from RefSeq and is a predicted model, not a curated record. Bases 1 to 1845 code for a protein of 614 amino acids. The transcript is spliced from 2 exons.
AUGGGCGACAAUAGAGCUGAGAAAAAGCCCCAAUCACCUUCACCAAAGGUGAUGGCAUUUCCCAAUUUCGAUGCUGAAUUUGUUGAAGGAUUAGAUAUCACAGCAGGGGGAAGACCGUCGCAACCCACCCGACAAGUCAGUCAUUAUAUCCGUAAUGGGAAUUUCCAGCCGUCUUACAACAAUUACUCAUACAACCGAACCUAUGAGUCUCCUCGGAAUCCUCAAGUGGCAAAUGAAUAUCAACAGGCUUACCCAGCAAACGGUUUCGCAGCCAAUUAUCAGUCUGCCCCCUACGGACCAAGCGCUCUGAAUAUGAGCCCCCCUCCACUCACUUAUCGCUAUUCGACUAGCUUCAACACCCCUAUCACCAAUAUUGCCGAUCCAUCGGAUUAUUUCGGUUAUCAUCAGGUUGCUGGUCAGAACUUCGGAGUUUCUCCCCAUGAGUAUCAAAGUGAAUUGCAAAAAUUCAGGCAAACACCUUCAUCAUGGACGCCCAAUCCUUCCACCCUCUCAUUCGUCCCAUUGUCUCCGUCAGCUGUUCUAAACUUGACUAGGCCAUCAUCGCUUCAAGGACUUCGUGGUGCUCCACCAACCGCUCCAAGAGCAAUGCUCGUUCUUGGCUCAUCGCCACGUCAACUAAAUCUCGAAGACAUCCAUCCCCGCCCAACGGGACGAAUAAGUCAAACUCGACCGGACAAGUCUCGCAAAGAUAUCGUUAUCACCUCUGCCGGUGUCCUUCGAAAUGUCAUCGAGUUGAGGGAAAUGAGAGCGCCAGCUGGCCAGAUCUAUGAGGAGGAUACAGGAGCGUUUGGUGCUGACAAGUACAAUUUCGCUGAGCAUCUUGAAGACAUGAACGAAAGUGCAAGAAUGUCAUUUUUUGACCAAAAUUUCAUUGAAAUCGAGAUUGACGUUGCUGCUAUUGAAGCUGAAGCUGAAGCUCGGGGGGAGGUUCGGCUUUUUGAUGCCGCUCAAAACGAAGAAAAUGACUUUAAAGAUACGGAACAUACACAUGGAAAUCUAGCUUUGGAAGUGGAGCAGCAAAAGACUGAUAAAAAGGCACAUGAAACGAAAAGCUUUGGGGAGCAGGUUGAGAAAGGUUUCGCGAAGCUCAGCGUUGAAGAUCAGGGAAAGAAAAUGGCCGCAGGACCAAGUAGAGAGAAAUAUGCAACGAAAGAUCUUGCAGCACAAAAUACCUUCAAAAGCACUGCAGAAAAUUCCGAGCAAGCCAGCAAAAAUGGCGUUGUCACAAAGCAAACUGCCCUCACCAACAUCACACAAGGCAAACCCGAAUCAAACCAUCUCAAACCAUCCACCUCAACCUCACUAACCCAAUCCAACAACCUCUUCAUUCCCGCCACCUCCCUCUUCGACGCCAUCACCAUCCUCGGCCCCUCCUUCCCAAAAGAAGCAACCACCCUCUUCAUAACCAUCAAAUACCCACCCCACCCCACGCAUCCCCCCUCCCACUUCCCCGUCCUCCCCCCAACCUACACCCAACCCGACAUCCCCAGCUCCCCCACCGGCGCAAUCGACACGCAAUCCACGCCCCUCUUCCGGCACAUCUCCGCGCUCGUCGACGUCCUGCAAUCCUUCACCUCCCUGAAACGCCUGGAUAUCACGCUCCUGAACCCAGCCAACACGCCAAAGCCCCUCACCGUAGCGCAGCUAGACCAUGUCUUGCCUUUCUACGACCUCGAGAGCUUCAUGAAGUGGAGACUCUGGUGGCGCGCCGAGUAUAUGAGUCAGCCGGAUCAGGUUAAUCAGUGGCCGAUUGCGCAUCUGAAUGGGGAGUGGGGCAAGAUUUGUACGUGGCGGGAUAAAGUGCUGGAGGAUGAGGGAUAUUGA